AUGGUCAAGACCGCCCUUCUCCCUCUCGCUCUCCUUGCUGCACUGGCUCCCUUUGCCGCCGCAAGGAACUGCAAGACUGGGCUUAAUUAUUGUGGAUGGAACCUCCUUAACAUUGGCAAGUACGGGGCCCAGGUCAAUGGCGCCCUCGAUGCUGCCCACCAGCCGACCGACGAUGCCCAUAUUCGUGAAUCCCUCUUCCACUGCAACGGUGGUGACAAUGGCGAUAUCUCUUUCAUCACAUACUGCGGUGGUGGCUGCAAGGAUGGCGGCAAGGACCGCAGCGACUACUGCUAG
Molecule: messenger RNA, 294 nt
Organism: Aspergillus luchuensis
Lineage: Eukaryota; Fungi; Ascomycota; Eurotiomycetes; Eurotiales; Aspergillaceae
Exons: 2
Coding region: 1-294 (97 amino acids)
Source: RefSeq, a predicted model, not a curated record